Messenger RNA from Chrysochloris asiatica (Cape golden mole), 5914 nucleotides. RefSeq names its product centrosomal protein 170kDa (gene CEP170). Gene Ontology annotation, cellular component: centriole. Gene Ontology annotation, molecular function: protein binding. The record is from RefSeq and is a predicted model, not a curated record. The transcript is spliced from 17 exons. Lineage: Eukaryota; Metazoa; Chordata; Mammalia; Afrosoricida; Chrysochloridae. The coding region runs from base 1 to 4665 and encodes 1554 amino acids.
AUGAGCUUAACAUCCUGGUUUUUGGUGAGCAGUGGAGGCACUCGCCAUAGGCUGCCACGAGAAAUGAUUUUUGUUGGAAGAGAUGAUUGUGAGCUCAUGUUGCAGUCUCGUAGUGUGGACAAGCAACAUGCUGUAAUCAAUUAUGAUGCCUCUACAGAUGAACACUUGGUGAAAGAUUUGGGCAGCCUAAAUGGGAUAGAACCAGAAAAGAGAACUGGAGUAUUAAACAUGGCGGAAAUGACUGCAAGUCCAGGGGCAGAGAAAUGGAAGCAACAGUAUAAGUGGCAAGAAACAUGGGAGUGGCAGAUGUCAGUGGUGGACCUGCCAGCCCAUGGAGAGAGAGAUGGCUACGGUGGUCUUGCUGACCUACAGAAAGAUCUGAGCAUCUUUGACAAAAGGCUUGCUGGCAUGGCAGAGCAGGAUAUUUCUGCUAUGCCUCGUGGUACUCCAUUAUAUGGACAACCAUCAUGGUGGGGGGAUGAUGAGGUGGAGCAAAGUGCUGUCAAGUCAAAUGGCAAACCUGAGGAAAAAAAUCUUGAAACUGGAAUGUCAGGAUGCAGCAUAGAUUCCAAGCAAGUUGAGGAACAAUCUGCAGCUGCAAAUGAAGAAGUACUUUUUCCUUUUUGUAGGGAACCAAGUUAUUUUGAAAUCCCUACAAAAGAAUUCCAGCAAUCAUCACAAAUAACAGAGAGCACUAUUCAUGAAAUCCCAACAAAAGACACACCGAGUCCCCAUACAUCAGGUGCAGGGCAUGCUUCAUUUACCAUUGAAUUUGAUGACAGUACCCCAGGAAAGGUAACUAUUAGAGACCAUGUGACAAAAUUUACUUCUGAUCAACGCCACAAGUCAAAGAAAUCCUCUCCUGGAACUCAAGACCUGCUGGGGAUUCAAACAGGGAUGAUGGCACCAGAAAACAAAGUAGCUGACUGGUUAGCACAGAACAAUCCUCCUCAAAUGAUAUGGGAGAGAACAGAAGUGGAUUCCAAAAGUAUUAAAAGCGAUGUUCCAGUUUACUUGAAAAGGUUGAAAGGAAACAAACAUGAUGAUGGCACACAAAGUGAUUCAGAGAAUGCUGGGGCCCACAGGCGCUGUAGCAAACGAACAACUCUUGAGGAACACAUAAGGCGCCACCAUUCAGAACAGAAAAAAAUUCAGAAGGCCCAGGCCGCUGAAAAGCAUCAAGACCAAACUGUUACUAGCUCUGCGCAUCACAGAGGGGGGCAUGGUGUUCCACAUGGGAAAUUGUUAAAACAGAAAUCAGAGGAGCCAUCGGUGUCAAUACCCUUCCUACAAACUGCAUUAUUAAGAAGUUCAGGGAGUCUUGGGCACAGACCAAGCCAGGAGAUGGAUAAAAUGUUAAAAAAUCAAGCUACUUCUGCUGCUUCUGAAAAGGAAAAUGAUGAUGACCAAAGUGACAAGGGUACUUAUACCAUUGAGUUAGAGAAUCCCAACAGUGAGGAAGUGGAAGCAAGAAAAAUGAUUGACAAGGUCUUUGGAGUAGAUGACAAUCAGGAUUAUAAUAGGCCUAUUAUCAAUGAAAAACAUAAAGAUCUUAUAAAAGAUUGGGCUAUAAAUUCUGCUGCAGUAGAAAUGGAAGAAAGAAAACCACUGAGUACACCUGGAUUUCACAACUCAGAGCAAAGCACAUCUUCAUCUGGAAAUAAACGUUGGAUUUCACAGUGGGCGAGUUUGGCUGCUAAUCAUACAAGGCAUGAUCAAGAAGAAAGGAUAAUGUCUGCAUCUGUUCCUUUAGAAAUUGAUAUUAGUGAAUCUGGCAUUUCUGUAAGAAAUACUGUCUCAGCAAGUUCCUUGGCUGGUCAGGGAGAGAGAAGGAGAAGAACCCUUCCCCAACUUCCAAAUGAAGAAAAGUCUCUCGAGAGUUCCAGAGCAAAGGUUACAGCACAGAGGUCAGAGAUAGGAGAAAAGCAAGACACAGAACUUCAGGAGAAAGAAACACCAACACAUGGAUCCCAAAAUGAUAAGCAAGACACUGACCGAGCCCUUAGUAAAAUGAACAGGACAGUAAAUGGUGAGGCUCUUAAGACUGUUGGAGAUAAUAAAACCCUGUUUAGCUUAGGCAGCUCUUCUCCUGGAAAGGAGAGAAGUGGAAGUGAUAAGGACACUUCCUUGGUAAAACAAACAUUAACUAAAAUUCAGGAACAAGAACAAAAGGAGCAGGCAGAGUGGACACCCACUAAAUUGUCAUCAUCAAAAAACAUUUCAGGUCAGAUAGACAAAUGCAGGGAAGAAUCUCUUAAACAAGAGUCACUGUCUCAAGAAAAAACUCCAGGACAUUCUACAAGCAAAGGAGAAAGGAUGAUACAAAAUGAGGGCAAGAGAAGAAAAGCUGAGGAAGUUGUAAAAGGUCAAACUUCAAAGGGAGGAGACAAAAAGGAAUCUUCCAAGUCAUUAGUGCGACAAGGAAGCUUCACUAUAGAAAAGCCUAGCCCAAAUGUACCCAUAGAACUUAUUCCCCAUAUUAAUAAGACUUCAGCCACUCCUCCUUCUUUAGCAUUAACUUCUGUAAGUAAAUUACGAGAAAAAAGUGACUCUGUGGAUACUGAUUCUAGUAUGGACACAACCCUUAUUCUCAAAGACACAGAAGCAGUAAUGGCUUUUUUAGAAGCUAAACUUCGAGAAGAUAAUAAAACUGAUGAGGGCCCAGAUACUCCUAGUUAUAAUAGAGAUAAUUCUAUUUCACCGGAAUCUGAUGUGGAUACAGCUAGUACAAUCAGUCUGGUUACUGGAGAGACUGAAAGAAAGUCAACUCAAAAGCGAAAAAGUUUCACUAGCCUCUAUAAAGAUAGGUGUUCUUCUGGUUCUCCUUCCAAAGAUGUUACAAAAGCAUCAUCUUCAGGUGCUAGGGAGAAGAUUGAAAAGAAAACAAAAAGCAGAUCCACAGAUGUAGGCUCAAGAGCAGAUGGUCGUAAGUUUGUACAAUCCAGUGGAAGAAUAAGACAGCCGUCAGUAGAUUUAACAGAUGAUGACCAAACGUCUAGUGUACCUCACUCUGCCAUCUCUGAUAUUAUGUCAUCUGAUCAAGAAACUUAUUCUUGUAAACCUCAUGGAAGGACCCCAGUUACCUCAACUGAUGAACAUGUGCAUUCUAAACUGGAAGGAAGUAAAGUAACUAAAUCUAAGACUUCUCCUGUUGCGUCUGGUUCAUCCAGUAAAUCAACUACUCUUCCAAGGCCACGGCCUACCAGGACUUCCCUUUUGCGCCGAGCACGACUUGGUGAAGCUUCAGACAGUGAACUAGCUGAUGCUGACAAAGCAUCUGUUGCUUCUGAGGUAUCCACAACAAGUUCAACAUCAAAACCUCCCACAGGAAGGCGCAACAUCUCUAGGAUUGAUUUAUUGGCUCAGCCUCGUAGAACAAGGCUUGGCUCAUUAUCUGCUCGUAGUGACUCUGAAGCAACAAUAUCUAGAAGUAGUGCCUCUUCACGUACUGCAGAAGCCAUCAUUAGAAGUGGAGCCAGAUUACUACCAUCAGAUAAAUUUUCUCCUAGAAUUAGAGCUAACAGUAUCUCUCGACUCUCGGACUCCAAGGUCAAAAGUAUGACCUCAUCACAUGGCUCUCCUUCAGUAAAUUCAAGAUGGAGGCGCUUUCCUACUGAUUAUGCUUCCACCUCAGAAGAUGAAUUUGGAUCAAACCGUAAUUCCCCUAAACAUACUCGUCUACGUACUUCUCCAGCCCUGAAAACUACUCGAUUGCAGAGCACUGGAUCAACAAUGCCUACUAGUUCUUCCUUCAAACAUCGGAUAAAGGAACAGGAAGACUACAUCCGUGAUUGGACUGCUCAUCGAGAAGAGAUAGCGAGGAUCAGCCAAGAUCUUGCACUCAUUGCUCGGGAAAUCAACGAUGUAGCAGGCGAGAUAGAUUCAGUGACUUCGUCAGGCACUGCCCCUAGUACCACAGUAAGCACUGCUGCCACCACCCCUGGCUCUGCCAUAGACACUAGAGAAGAGUUGGUUGAUCGUGUUUUUGAUGAAAGCCUCAACUUCCGAAAGAUCCCUCCAUUAGUUCAUUCUAAACCACCAGAAGGAAACAACUGUCGGUCUGGUGAUCCAAGACCUCAGCCAACAGAGACUCCUGAUCACUUAACAAUUACAAGGCGGAGAACAUGGAGCAGAGAUGAAGUCAUGGGAGAUAAUUUGCUGCUAUCGUCCGUCUUUCAGUUCUCUAGAAAAAUAAGACAAUCUAUAGAUAAAACAGCUGGAAAGAUCAGAAUAUUAUUUAAAGAUAAAGACCGGAAUUGGGAUGAAAUAGAAAACAAGUUAAGAACUGAAAGUGAAGUCCCUAUUGUGAAAACUUCAAGUAUGGAGAUUUCUUCUAUCUUGCAAGAACUGAAAAGAGUUGAAAAGCAGCUGCAAGCAAUCAAUGCUAUGAUUGACCCAGAUGGGACUUUGGAGGCUCUGAAUAACAUGGGAUUUCCCAAUGCUAUCUUGCCAUCUCCGCCAAAACAGAAGUCCAGUCCUGUGAAUAACCACAGCAACUCUGGUCAGACACCAACACUUUGCCAACCAGAAGCUAGGGCUCUUCAUCCUGCUGCUAUAUCUGUCUCAGCUGAGUUUGAGAAUGCCGAAUCUGAAGCUGAUUUCAGUAUACAUUUCAAUAGGUUCAACCCUGAUGGGGAAGAGGAAGAUGUUACAGUACAUGAAUGACGUUCUCUUGAUUGUUAAAAAACGAAUUGCCUGUGGAAUGACUAGGAAUAUUGGAAGCAGCACAGUGUUGACUUACACAAAACAAGACAGCUUGGUCAACUACCAUUUUGUAAUCCCUGUCUUCUUAAUUUUAUUUAUUUGCUUUUUUCUAUAAUGUGGUAUCAUAUUAAUACUCUCAAGAUAUUUAGAUAGCCAUUUGAUGCACAUAUAGGAAAAAGCUGACGUGGCACUUUUGCCUUCUGUGGUUUUAUGACUUUCAAAUUGAACUCUAUAAUUGAAUCCUUUUCCUUCAUAGAUCUUUGUUUUUGUUUGUUUGUUUGUUUUUGUUUUUAAGCCAUGCUGUGACCUACAAGCAAACUAAGUACCAACAUUUCCGAAACCCUGUAUCUCCUGUGCCAAGCUGUUCCCUGAAAUGGACUUCAUCUGUACAGAUUUGUUAAGCAGUUAUAUUGGUUUCUUAAUUAUAGGAUUUACAGUAGUAUUCAUUUCCAUUGAGAUACAGUGACAUAUUACUCUUCACAGUAAAACAGGCCUUUCAAAACAUUCAUUCUUGUGUCCUAAAAUUUUCCAACAUAUAUGUGAUUUAUAAACUUUGUUGCUACAUAAAUUGUCUUGGGUUUUACGGAAAUUAAUUAUUAUGUUUGCACUAACAUUUAGUGGCAGUGGUAGGUGGACAUAUCUAUAUCUCAGUAAGGACUAAUUAUCUUUCUUUGUACAUAGGAAAUUGCUAAUACUGUGUUUGUUUUAACCCCACAGUGUUUUACUCCACUUUCAAAAAGAUCAAUUUGGCACUUUUUUCCUUUUUUUUAUUUUUAAUUAAAAUACGAUUUUGUCUCAUUUUAGGUCAAAUAAUAAUUAGAAAGAUUAAACUAGACAUAUCGUUUAGGUGGAGUAUAUUUUUUAAACCAAGAACAUGUAUAUUGGUCCUGUGUUGCCAAGUUUAUAUGUGACAGUUGGAAAAAAAAAAAAUCCCUUGAAAUGAUCAUGAGGUUAAAAUUUUCUUUCUUAGGAGACUCAGAGAACAAUUGUCAUAAGAUUAGUUGAUAGUUUCACCCUCAAGCAAUAAAUUGCUUGUGUGUUUCCCUAUAGUCCCCCAAAAGUAAUUCCUAAGUCUUACCCAUUUAUCACAACUCUAAAAUAUGGCAAUGACAACGGCUUUGAGCCUAUGUUACUUAACAGAAAACCUAUGAAAAUAAUCUUCUACAGACUUGUUUUUUUCUUUCCCUUAAGUUCACAUUUGGAUAAGUUU